Messenger RNA from Daldinia caldariorum, 2856 nucleotides. RefSeq lists its product as uncharacterized. Gene Ontology annotation, molecular function: ATP-dependent H2AZ histone chaperone activity. The record is from RefSeq and is a predicted model, not a curated record. The transcript has 2 exons. Gene Ontology annotation, cellular component: Swr1 complex. Gene Ontology annotation, biological process: chromatin remodeling. The coding region runs from base 411 to 2567 and encodes 718 amino acids. NCBI's taxonomy places the organism in Eukaryota, Fungi, Ascomycota, Sordariomycetes, Xylariales, Hypoxylaceae.
GGUACCUGUACCUAGGUAGGUUAGGUACCUCACUUCUUUAUUGAUCUAAGCUACUAGCUACCCUUUCAAAAGCUUCAAAAAAAUUUCCCAAGUUCCAUCACCCAAUCGAAAAACACCAAGCCGACUUCACGUCUAAUUAACUUGGGUUAUUGGUGUAGCCUUGAAUUCAUUUCCAACUGUAUUGUUGCGAUUUUCGCACUUCUUGCACCCCCAUUUGUAUCCUUACGUGACCUUAGCUAGCCCUUUGACAUAUUAUAUUGUUUUUAACAGAUUGGCUAUUAUUAUCAAGAUGCUCUUUAACUCUCCCUUCUAUUAAUGGAAUACGACAUCUCCUUUUCUCCUCUUCACGUUUCUACUGCUGUACUAUCAAGCUUCUUCGGGCGUUAGGAGUCCUUGUAUACGUCGUUUCGAUGGAGAGAAAGCGAAAGCUCCCCGCGAGGGCUGCCGCGAGAGUUGAGCAUGUCUCUAAAAAGCGAACGGCGACGCCUCCCGAGCGAUCUGUCACUCCAGUUGCUGCUGCACUAUCGACUCCGGCGCCUGCUGAGACUGCCCCGGAAGAUCCUCCUCUACCGAAAUCUAUACAGGCUGGCAAUCCUUUACCGACCGUCGAGCAUCCACAACCAGAUGAUCUCUUAAGUAAGGACUACCAGUCCAUUCAAGAAAGCGGGGUUUUAGCCGAAUCACUUUCCAGAUCGCGUCAGAAAUGGGUUCAUGAAGGUGUCUUUGAGAAGUACUGGACCAAACCUACGAAACGAAAAGGCGUUGUCAAAGAGGACCCCAACAACCCUCCCAAAGAUAGCAUGACCAAGAUCGGCCAAGUUACAAUUACUGUUGAGCCUCAUGUCCUCGAAGCUACCAUGUACGCUGUUAAAGACCCGAAACCUGCGCCUACCACCAAUUCUGCUUUCCGACCUAUCGUACAAUACGGCCCUCCGAAUGGCACCAUGCCUCCUCCGAAACCAAGCACAGCAUCCACUCCCAACGCACCGUCAGCCUCGCCUUCACAAGCACAGGCCCAACCCCCGUCCCAGCCUUCCUCAGCAGCGCAACCGCCAGUACAAGCGCAAAUUCCAACUCCAUCUCAGUCGCAAGUGCAGCAAUCAGAUCUUCAACGACCUCCGUCUGCCACCAUACCUCUUAAUAAGCCAUUAGCCUCCCCACGCGGCCUAGAGUCGGUUCUAGCCGCCCCACAACACCCAUCAACUCUCCCUCCCGCGACCGGUCCUUCGCAGCCAGCGCCCCCUCAACCUAGAGGGCCUUCUCAGCCUGUAUUGAAUACCAAUCGGCCGCUACAUGCUCCUAGCCCGGGAGCAAUUCCAGCCGUCACAGGGCCGACCAUUCCCGCGCCAGCCAAGCCGGUACCACCAGCCACGAAGCCAGCAACGCCGGCUGCCCCUGGCGCUGAUCCUAUUAUAGUUACACUGGCGGAGAGAGCGUCCGAAGAUCCCCAGCUUCGUGAUCUAAUGAAGCGUGUCGCUAUUGGCGAUGCUGCACCGGCAGAGUUGGCGCAUUUUCAGAAAAUAAUUGACCAAAUUACUGCCGAUUAUAAGAGGAAAGGAGGGCAGCAAGGUCCCUCUGCGGAUAGGCUAAUCGUAGAUGGAAGAACAGUGAAGUAUUUUGCUGACGAGGUCCGAACUAUACUUGACAUUGUUCUCGCUUCUAAUCCGCAUCAGAGGUCGAAUGACUUAAGAACACCACCCGGAAGUGACCCGUUAGUAAUUCUGCUCGUGAGGAAGGCCUUGGACGACAUGACUACGCGAGACAUCGUUAGGAGAGUAGCCGAGGGCAAAACUAAAUUCACAGAUACAACGGAUUUGAAGACAACGCUCGACAAGUUGAAAGAUCUUGUAGUGAAGGAGACACCGAAGCCUCAACAGGCGACGACAGGCGCUCCUCAAACGCCGACUACGAACGGAGUAGAGAAUCCGACGGUGCAGAACGGUUCUGUAUCAAGAAAGGCUUCACUUACUGGAUCAGGGCAAACUACUCAUGCGUCCAGUUCUCAACAAGCUCUACGCUCAAAAGGGCCGCCGCCCUCCACCAAACCCGAUAUCUCGGCCAUUGUAUUGGAAUUUUCUGGAGGUACCGGUGAUAGGUAUCUGUUCCCCAAGUACAGUAUCAUUGAAUUUGUCAACCCCACUCAAGCCAUUGCAUCUUUUCUCAUAGUACGAAAGGGAAGCAAGCUGGAGUACGGAGGAGAUCCCGCAUUGGAUUAUUAUCAGCCUGUGACGAUCCGCAUAUAUGCGCAGUCCCCAAAGCAUUUAGAGAGCUUGGCUAGAGUGGUUGCUCCUCAGGAUGAGGUGCAACGCUAUAUGGAUGAUGUCAUGGAUAAUAUGACACGGGCUGAAUAUGUGCUCCUCGCCAUGCGCCUCCCAAGGGCGGAUAAAGAGGAGCAAGCAGAAGAGGGCACCAGCAUCCCGAAAGCAGAUCCAGUAAAUCAGCCUCAACAGCCCGGGGUGCUGUGGAACAGUAAAGCGUCUUCUACGGCAACCCCGCCGCAGAAGCCCAUAACAAAACCACUAGGCGAUGAUGAGCAAUACCAGAGCUUCAUCGCCACUGUAAGCUAGAAAGUCAGGGUAGAGAAUGCUCUCGGAUUCUUGCGUGGACAUCUCCUGAAUUGAGGGGUUGAAGGAUUCGUCUAACUAUUUAGAAGUCGAAGAAAAUGAAUGGCGCGAAUAUGGGAUUAAGGGUUUUUGUUUUAAUGGGCUCGAGGAUUCGAUGAGAUACCUAGGUUGGGUGGAAUGGGCGUAUUUGCGCCCCAAACAAUGCGACUGUGAACAUUACAUAUGAGGUCAACGGUGCUUUCUCACGCGUUCGUUACGUUGCGUUCUUCACUCCAUAGCACCCGUGUCAACA